Pocillopora meandrina is the source of this 1285-nucleotide messenger RNA. The record is from the annotation of a GenBank genome assembly. NCBI's taxonomy places the organism in Eukaryota, Metazoa, Cnidaria, Anthozoa, Scleractinia, Pocilloporidae.
AUUGGGUACCAGUAUCAACAGAUGGUAUUUAAAAACAUUUAGCGACAUGGAAAACAAAGCUCAGCCUACAGAUGAGUGUAGAUUCUCUGUGGAACUAACAGUUGACGACUCAUCGCCUGAUCUAGAACCAUUUAAACCAGAGAAGCCCCGUCUGGCUUGGCUCAUAGUGGACUUCACUUGUUUGCUAGUUGUCGGGUUGGUUUGUCUUUUAUUCAAACUAGUUGCCGUUCCAUAUCACAGAGGGUUUUAUUGUGAUGAUGAUAGUAUUAACAAGCCAUACAAAGAAAGUACUGUCCCAUCUUCGGUGCUCUAUUCCGUUGGCUUUGCUCUUGCUUAUCUGGUGAUCUGUGUCAAAGAGCUGUGUAGCCAGCGACGACAUAAAAGAUCUUCAGAAUACAGUGAAUAUGUCCCCUUUAAAUGGCUGAAGCUCAAGCCGAACCAUAUUAAUCUAAUCAACCUCUUGGUUUCUUUUGCCUUUGGAGGGCUUGUCACUAUUUUUGUCACUGAUAUCGGAAAAUACACAGUCGGACGAUUAAGACCUCAUUUUCUGUCAAUCUGCCAAGCUCCAUCUUCUGUAUUUUUGAACUGCAGUCACACAUACAUCACGGACGAUGUGUGCACAGGUGACCCAGGUUUGCUUAGAGAAGGACGCUUGUCAUUUCCAUCAGGCCACGCUUCAUUCUCAGGUAAUAAUUCCAUUUGCCUUUAGUGGUCAAAUUUAAUCAGCUGAAGGUCAAAUGUGAUGAACUGUAAGAAUAAGCAGUAGUAUAUGAAAAAGUUCUCUUCAACAACACUGCACAGCAACCAAUAAUACCUAACACCAUAAGCUACAUUCUAAUCCAAAAUCAAAGGCAUAGUUUUAUAUCAAUUUUUUUUCUUUUGUUUGCGUUGGAAGUUUCUAUCUGAAAACCAACCAUGUCAAUCUGCUUUGUUGCACCCAGCUGCACUUGUAUGAAGAGUCCCUGACAGAAAGGAUUGUGCUAUCAUUCUAAACUUGGCUUUUUUUCUCAUAUUUGCAGCAUAUGCCGUGACAUUUACAAUUCUGUAUAUGGAAAUCAUGAUCAAUUUCCCCCAUAGCAGGUUUCUGAAGUUUUCCCUCCAGCUGUUGAUUGCUCAGUUGGCUGUUCUGUGUGGGCUGUCCCGCGUUAGUGACUACAAGCAUCACUGGAGUGAUGUCCUUACUGGCUUGUUGUUGGGUUCCCUGAUUGCAGUAUUGAUGAUAGAUCGUGUCUUGAGGAUGUUUCACAAAGGCAAAGGCACAAGCAAACAUGACAGCCAAGGCUGA